UCCAUGACUCCAUGCCUCAUUGGCACCAUUGAAGUAGCUGGGACCUAGUAGCCUGGGAGUUGAGGUUGAGAGAUGAAGUUCGGGAAGAGGCUCAAGAAGCAGGUGGAGGAGAGCCUCCCGGGGUGGAGGGACAAGUUCCUGGCAUACAAGCGCCUCAAGGUGCUCGUCCGACUCGUCUCCGGCUCCUCGCCGCACCGUGCCGCGGCGGAGGCUGCCUUUGUGCGGCUCCUCAAUGACGAGGUCGACAGGUUCAACGCCUUCUUCCUCGAGCAGGAGGAAGACUUCAUCAUCCGCCACAGGGAAGUCAGGGAGACGGUGAAGGCGGUGGCCGGCGAGGAGCCGUCCGAGGCGGAGCGUGCGGCGCAGAUGAGGAAGGUGAGGAGGGAGAUCGUGGAUUUGCACGGGGAGAUGGUGCUGCUCCUCAACUACAGCGCCGUCAACUACACAGGGCUGGCCAAGAUACUGAAGAAGUACGACAAGCGUACGGGGCGGCUGCUCCGGCUGCCCUUCAUCGAGGAGGUGCUCAAGCAGCCCUUCUACAGGACGGAGCUCAUGUCCAGGCUCGUCCGCGAAUGCGAGGAGACCAUGGAGGCUGUGUUCGCCUCAGACAAGAGUGGUGACUGGUGGACGAGGAAGCGCUGCACCGGCACCGAGAUGGCUCCUAUGGCAACAGCGCAGGGCAUCUUUAGGAACACCGUCGCGGCGCUGGUGGCCAUUAGGGAGCUCCGUAGCGGGAGCUCAACGUACGGGCACUUCUCGCUGCCACCAUUGGAAACGGAGGCCGCCUUGACUGAGCAGGGCCAGCUGCUGUCCAUCCAGGUUGCCGAUACAUGAGUUUAAAUGUUGCUAUAUAUAUAUACUAGCAAAAAAACGGAAGAGAAAAUAACACACGCUUUGAACGUAAUAUAUUAGCACAUUUGUGUUGUCGACGAUGGCCUCAGUGCUCACACAA
This is a messenger RNA of Hordeum vulgare subsp. vulgare (domesticated barley), 952 nucleotides long. Its product is annotated as SPX domain-containing protein 3. NCBI's taxonomy places the organism in Eukaryota, Viridiplantae, Streptophyta, Magnoliopsida, Poales, Poaceae. The transcript has 3 exons. Bases 73 to 834 code for a protein of 253 amino acids. The record is from RefSeq and is a predicted model, not a curated record. Gene Ontology annotation, biological process: cellular response to phosphate starvation.